GGGCACGAAAACUAGUACUAUUCAAUCUUUCUCACUAAUUUACUUUAACCUCGACCGAGAGUUUUUCUCAGCAGGCCUAAGCUUUGCUACUAAACUCAGGCUAACUCAAGUGAAGUGUACUACCUAGUAGUAGGUACCCACCUAACCAUGUCUAAACCAUUCAUCGGUAUACUGGGCAUUGAGAGGCUUGUCACCAUGGCAGAUGUGACAUCCAUUGAACAUCCGACACUCAAGGUGCCUUACGAUGUCUUAAACAAGAAAUUUCGUGUGGCUCAAAAAACCCUUGAUAGGGAAGCUUGUCAGGUAACUUCAGCAGUGUCAGAGCUGGAGAAAGUUCUUUUCACAGACAACCGCAGUGCCUCUAACAUAUCAUCGCUCCUUGGUGGUGUGGUUGAGAAGCUGACCAAUUUUAAGCGAAAGGCGGAGGAAGCCACACAAGAUGAGACAGAGUGUGGACGUGUUGUAAAGCGACGAGUUGAUCACCUCAAAGAACAUGACUCCCUCAGUCCAUCUGUUGUGGCUGAGUGGAAACGAACCAGGUUGGAUAGACUGUUGGUAGAGUACUUAUUACGUGCUGGAUGUUAUUCCACUGCUACCAAAUUGGCGAGUGCACGUGGCACAGAAGGUUUAACCAACCUGGAUGUCUUCCUGGUUGCUAGGGAAGUAGAGCAGUCUCUGGCUUGUCGGGACACCUCCAAAUGCCUCUCUUGGUGUCAUGAUAAUAGGAGCAAGCUUCGCAAAUUGAAUUCUUCCUUGGAAUUCAAUGUUCGCAUGCAAGAAUUCAUAGAACUUAUCAAGAAUGAUAGAACAAUAGAAGCUAUCAAGCAUGCAAGAAAAUAUUUGAAUUGCCAUGAUCCAGCUCAUGUGCCUUCAGUACAGCGAUGUAUGGCAUUGAUAGCUUUUCCUGCUAGUACUGAUGUAAGUCCCUAUAAUGAGCUCCUGUCAGAUGUUCGAUGGGAUGAAUUGAUUGAACAGUUCAGGGCUGAAAAUCUCAAGUUGUAUCAACUGUCAUCACAGUCUGCAUUCUCGGUUGUAGUUCAGGCAGGACUCUCAGCACUCAAGACUCCUCACUGUUAUCGGGAGAACUUCUGGAAACAGAAACUCAAAGAUAAAAACUCGCAGGAGCGAAGUCCCAAUGAUGUAGAUCAUUUCUGUAAAAAGGGUGCAACUGGUCAUAAUCCUGAUUGCCCUGUUUGUCAGCCUGCUUUGAAUGCUCUUGCUUCACCACUGCCAUUUGCACAUUGCUCGCAGUCCCGCUUAGUGUGCCAUAUUAGUGGAGAACAACUCAAUGAAAAUAAUCAACCUCUCAUGCUACCAAAUGGACAUGUGUAUGGACAGAAGGCACUUCAGCAGAUGGCUGAUGAAAACAAUGGUUCCAUUGUGUGUCCUCGCACUCGACAGACUUUUAAUAUCAGUGAAGCAGAAAAAGUAUUUGUCAUGUGAAUUGAUUUUGUCCUUUAUGAUAUACAUUAUUUUCCCUUGUGAUAUCUUUAUUAAUACCAGAUUUUUUGUAUAUAUAUGUAGUGUUAUUUGCUCACAUAAGCUGCCAUAAUGAAAUCACAAGGAAAAAUAAGAUAAUACUAUGAAGUUUAUAACUUUUAUCAGAAUCAUGGUGUGUCCUCAUGUGACUGAUUAAAGGAAGGCUUUACUUAUCUAUAUCUACAUAUCUUUACGGAAGGAGACCAAAUUCAGUGGAGACUCGUGGGAUAAAAGUUUUUUACUUGGGAAUAGUUGCAAACUACUCUUCGCAGAGUACAUUUUGUCCACACUGUAAAUGUAAGUACAGAAUAAAAUGUACAUUUUGUACAUGCAAUGUGCAAUGCACAGAAGUGACAUAUUCUUUAAAGCUAGUGGUAUAUGGCCAGUGACUGCAAGAUAAUCCUGGAGCUUCUGUAAAGCUUUGUUUCAAUUUUUUUCAUAUUGUAGAGUCGGCUUUUCUUUAGAACUUGAAGUACGUAUACAUGGAUAACAAUUCUAAUUCGGCAUAUUACAGUACAGAUACACCUAGGGACUGACAUAAGGAGUGCUACCAUUUGAAGUAUUACAAAACUGCAUUACAUACAUGUAUGAGUUGUAGUCUGUUUUAAUUUGGAGUAGACUUAUAUUUUGACUUUUUAAUUAAUCAAAAAGAUAUGCAGAAUUAAGAAUUACAACCAAACUCAGGUACUGUAAAUGUUAAAAACUGAAAAGGGUAUUUUUUUAUUUCAUUAUUCAAGAUUCUUUGUUAUUGCCAGUAAUGUCAAUGGUAUUUGAAAUUGUUAUUAAUCCACCAUUUUUAAUUGAAGAUAUUUGGCAUAAAUAGGUACCAAAACCUGUUGAUUUAAACCACAAACUGUAAGAAUGGAAAUUACAUAAACAGACCAUGUGUUUGUGAAGUUUGCAUAGUAUUUUUUUUUCUUUACUGAAGUCUUACAGUUUUACAUGUUUAUGGUUCUUUCAAGGUACAGUUUGCUUGUGUUUGAUUUUGUAUACGUACCUAUUUUACUAUCAAGAACACAUGAUAAAAACAUUAAAUGAAACAAUGUAUAUAUCAAAGCAAAUUGAAAAUAUUAUUUUAGGACUGCAAAGAACACAAAUACUUUAAGGAAUUGUCUUCCCUCAACAUGUCCAGUUUAUCUUAAUGAUAUUUCUGAGCCAUAUUUUAUAAAAAUUAGCUGUCCAGUCCUGUUCUCAUUUAAAUGUUGAGACUUCUGUAUGAAAGUAAAGAAUUAUAAUUUUGA
Molecule: messenger RNA, 2720 nt
Organism: Macrobrachium nipponense
Lineage: Eukaryota; Metazoa; Arthropoda; Malacostraca; Decapoda; Palaemonidae
Product: E3 ubiquitin-protein transferase MAEA-like
Biological process (GO): proteasome-mediated ubiquitin-dependent protein catabolic process
Cellular component (GO): cytoplasm; nucleus; GID complex
Molecular function (GO): ubiquitin protein ligase activity; protein binding
Source: RefSeq, a predicted model, not a curated record